CCCAUCCCUAUCCCCGCCCUCCCGGUGCCUCCCCCCGCUCCCAUUGGUCGGGCUCGGGGCGGGCGAUGGCGGCGAUCCGCAGCGUGAAGGGGCUGGUGGCGCUGGUGACCGGCGGCGCCUCGGGGCUGGGGCGAGCCACGGCGGAGCGCUUGGUGGCGCAGGGGGCGCGGGUCGUGCUGCUCGACCUGGGCUCGUCCCCCGGCGCCCAGCUCGCCAAGGAGCUGGGGGAGCGCUGCGCCUUCGCCCCCGCCGACGUGACAUCGGCCGAGGAGGUGGCAGCUGCCCUGAAGUUGACCCAGAAGGAAUUUGGGCGCCUGGACCUGGUGGUGAACUGCGCCGGCGUGGGCAUCGCCGUCAAGACCUACAACAGCAAGAAGGACAAGGUGCACGAGCUGGAGGACUUCCAGAGGGUCAUCAAUGUGAACCUCGUGGGGACCUUCAACGUCAUCCGCCUCAGCGCCCAACUGAUGAGCCAGAACAAGCCCGACGCCGACGGCCACCGCGGCCUCGUGGUCAACACAGCCAGCGUGGCCGCCUUCGAGGGGCAGGUGGGUCAAGCAGCGUAUUCAGCCUCCAAGGGCGGCAUCGUGGGCAUGACGCUGCCCAUCGCCCGGGACCUGGCGCCGCUCGGUAUCCGCGUGGUCACCAUCGCUCCAGGGCUCUUUUCUACCCCGUUACUGGCCGGUUUACCUGAACGUGUUCGGAAUUUCCUGGGACAACAAGUGCCUUUUCCCUCCCGGCUGGGACACCCGUCGGAAUACGCGCACCUGGUGCAAGCCUUGGCUGAGAAUCCCAUGGUCAAUGGGGAGGUGGUGAGGCUGGAUGGAGCCCUCCGCAUGCAGCCAUGACUUGGGGGGCUCCCCCCACUCCUUACCCCCCAAAUAUGGGGCUGGGGAGGUGGGGAGGAGGGGGAUCCACAGUGGGGAUGGGGAGCAGGGAUGCUCCCCAUAGCCCCAGUGAUGCUCCAUGGGGACAGUCCAGGAUGGAGUUCCACUGGGAUAAGCUCUGGAGACACCCCCAUGAGUGGGGAGAUCCCAUAGAUUUGGGGACACCACCACCCCCCAUGGAUUUGGGACCCCCAUGCUGUGAUUUGGGUCCUCCCUCUCCUGAAUGAGGACCAGGGGCGCCCAUGGGAGCGGGGACACCCCACUUAGUGCUAUGGGGACCCCCCGCCAUGGAGACCCGCUCCCCUACACGUUGUGUCCCCCCACAAUAAAGCGUGUUCUGCGCUGCCCCGCCUCUC
Messenger RNA from Strigops habroptila (Kakapo), 1243 nucleotides. It is a transcript of the gene HSD17B10, whose product is annotated as hydroxysteroid 17-beta dehydrogenase 10. Gene Ontology annotation, cellular component: mitochondrion. The transcript is spliced from 6 exons. NCBI's taxonomy places the organism in Eukaryota, Metazoa, Chordata, Aves, Psittaciformes, Psittacidae. Gene Ontology annotation, biological process: androgen metabolic process; estrogen metabolic process; fatty acid metabolic process. Bases 66 to 848 code for a protein of 260 amino acids. Gene Ontology annotation, molecular function: estradiol 17-beta-dehydrogenase [NAD(P)+] activity. The record is from RefSeq and is a predicted model, not a curated record.